Molecule: messenger RNA, 3792 nt
Organism: Helobdella robusta
Lineage: Eukaryota; Metazoa; Annelida; Clitellata; Rhynchobdellida; Glossiphoniidae
Exons: 10
Coding region: 1-3567 (1188 amino acids)
Source: RefSeq, a predicted model, not a curated record
AUGACUACUGCUAACAAAUACCCAGUGAAACGAAACUCAUCAUCGUCGUGUAAAUCUUACGAAUCCGGCGACGAAACCACUGACGAAACGGACGACAGCAGUUUAGGCAGAUUAGUCAUUGACGAAAGUGAUCCGGCCUCCCCAACUUUGCCUAGCAAUUUUAUUGAUAGUCACAACAUCUCUACUGACAACAAUAAUCUCCACAAGAAGGAUUGCAGCAUGGACAAUAUGGACAACAUCAGUUCAGCAGAUGUCGCCAGGACAGUUCACAACACCGAAUGCUGUGAUAUCUCCCAGGUCCCCGAUAUCAACAUAGAUGUAGAUGCUAAUGUUAACAACAACAGCAGGACCAACCACAUUGUGGGCCACAAAUUGCAAGAACCUCCUCAUCUAAUCAGCAUACAGAACCUAAUCAAUGAAAGUAACAAAAAAAAUGUGCCAUCUGGUGAUCAGCACCCAAUCAAAAUUAUGAAAUUUGAAAUGAUGGAUGAGUUAGAAGUGGAAGCAAUGAAUUACGAUAACGAGUCGUCAUUUGAGUCUCCGACUGACGCAGCAGAAGGCCAGAUGAUACAAAAAGAGGAUAUAAUAGAUGGAUUCUCAUUCUACAGUUUCCACACAAUCAAUGAUCUCGAUAAACAGAUUUCUGAAAAUGAGGACGAUGUCGACGACACGUCAAGUGAUGCUACUGUCGAAGAGACCAUAGAAGAUCGACUACUCAGCGAUUACAUCACCACAUCAACAUCAACAACAACGACAACGUCAACAACAACAACGCACUUCAACAUCUGUAACAACAACAACAACAAUUUUCAUUCUAGUCAUGUUAAUACUAAUAGGACAGCAACUAAGAGGCAUGGUUUUUGUGGAGAUAAUGAUGACUCUUGCAGCAUUAAUAAAAGAUUCCUUUGGGAUACAGAAAAAGAUUUGAAACCUCACCUACAUAGGCUAGAGAAAGAUACAAAGUCUGAUUACGAAGAUACGGCAUUCGAGUCGUCGAAACUCAUAAAGAAAGAAUUAUUAUACAACGAUAUCAACAAUAACAAUAACUGUAACAGCAUCAGUGGUUUGUCUAUGCAGCAGACGACGAUUAAAAGUGAAAAUAAUUCAUCUAUGAUGGUGAUGAAAAAUGAAUUUAAGUUUUCAUCCGGAAUUGAGAUGAAGUCUGGGGAUAGUUGUCUAGAGCCGUCGUCGUCUACUUCAUCUGCAACUACCGCAGCAUCAACAACAACAGCGACACCUCCUAGAACAUCUCCUAUGAUGACACCACCUCCACCAUUGUUAUCUUCAUCAUCAGCAGCCAAAACAACCACACCAACUAUUAAAAAUGAAAAAGAUUUAAAAACCCCAAGCAGGCAUAGAUCGCCGACCCCAGAUGAUGUAGUUGUGGUAUUGGAUGACAGCUCAGCCAAUCAGAGCGGAGUCUCUUGGGUCAGGUGGUUUCCUGGAUUAGUGUAUGGUCCCGAUGCCAAACAGCUGAGGAAUGAUUCGGUUCUGACUGGCUGUGCUCGAACUGAUGUUGUGUACGAUGCCAGUCGCAUCAAGAACAAAAAGAGGAACCACCAGAAACUGAAGAAGCCAACUGUAGUUACAAACAGUCAGCCCCACAACAACUCUCACGGCCACCACCAUCAUCAUCACCACCACCACGAACGAAAACCAUCUUCAUCGUCGUCGUCAUCGAAUGGACUGCACCAGUCGCACAUUCCCUUGAAGAUGGAGCCAUCACCCAAACACCCCAGGAUCAGACACGACAGUCCCGAUCGACUGCCACCAUUCAGACCACCUGCCUUUGUUCCUCCAUUGCAUGGGGCUAACAAUUUUUGCCUACCUGUACCUACGUUAGGGGGGCUGGGGGUGACCCUUCCCCCUCAACAGCCAUCCAUGAUGAUGCCCGGCUGGUCACAGUUUGAACUUCUAGCGGCUCAAAUGGCAGCAAAUCAAGAAAUGUUCAGGGUGCAGCAGGGUUUGAACGAUCGUUUCCUUCAAGACGCGACUCUGGGAGGCCCUGGUGGAGGAAUAAGGACGGUACCCCUGAUAAAUACUGGCAUAAAUAUACCGAUGGCGAUACCAGGCUUGCAGCCCACACUGACGUUACGUACCGAGAUGCACCAGCAUCAACAUCUCCACCAUCAUCAGCACGUCGUUCCUGGCGCCCCGUAUGCACCGAUGCCCAUCAUGCCCUCAGCUGUUGUCGGCGCGGCUACCGGGGUCUCGGCUCCUGGAGUCCACACGCUUCAGACCCAGUUAGCUCCUCCUCCACUUUUCUACCAGCCAACUCCUAAUCUGUUUUCUCCAUCUCUGCACCACAAUCGAACUGGCUUUUCAAACAGGGGUGCUUUCAUGUCUAUGAAACAAGGUUCAACUAAUAACAGCAGCAGUAGCAACAGUGGCAGUAGUAACACUCCGAGGCUUGGAUUUAAAGGGAAGUGGUGUUCUGCUCACGUGCAACUUGCCUGGAGGAUAUUGAUGCACUGCAGAAGUCUCAAACAACAGCCGCAACCACAGCAGCCACAGCAGCCACAACAAAAUUCUGACGAUGGUUCUCACUCUAAAUACACUAAUCCUAACUUCAAAUUAGGUGAUUCAAACAGCAACAACUUCUUGAAUACUGCUUUUAAGUUUGCAUCUGGCGGCGUUGGUCAUGUGAAUUCGAUGCCUUCCUCGAUGAGGUUCAACUCGGCUGCAGGUUGGCCUCAGCAGGAUAGGAACAAUCAAGAUAGCAGUGAGAUCAACAAACUCAUGGAGUUCGCUAGGAAGGAAAGGGAGACUGUCCUAAGAUUGAAUUCUACGCGUCAGCCAACUGAUGAUUAUCCAUUCAAUGCAGCAUCAUCAAAUUACUACAACCUGCCACCUCCCUCUCAACUCCCUCCACAUCUCACUAACUCAUUUAGGAAUGAUGGAAAGCCAGGAGAACCUCCCCAGCAGCCCAUGUUCUACCUCGGAGGCCAGGGUAGCAACGCUGCUAACAACAACAACAUCAACAACAACAAAAGUCAGCCUGCCUUCAAUCCAUCGGCAAGUCCAUACAGCAGCUGUUUGGAUGAUAGGGAGAAGAAAUUACACAGAGAUAGGUACCUGGCCUCGAGUACAGCCAGCGGAAAGAUGGUUGAUGGAAGUCUCACACCAUCAGCAGUCGACCAGAUGUACAGAAACCGUCUGACACCCUCCUCUGUCAAUCCUUUCCCAUUCUUCCCCCCGCCACUCAUGCAACACCAGCCAAGCCACCAGACUCUACAGAGAAUGUACGGUCAGCAGAAUAUAUCCGGUCGAAAUUCGGCCAAAUCCGAUUACCCGUCUUCACGUCCGGAUAACCUACCUCAAAUGUAUCCACCGGGAUACGAUCUAUUAGGGGGUCCCGGUAGUAACAGAUUUCUUGGUUCCAUGUUCGACCCACUUGCAGAUAGGGCGAGGUAUCUGCCAUCUCCCAGCAACUUACCCCCUCCCCCUUCUUGGGCCCCGUACGGUGCUGCAGGGAUGUACCCACCACCAGGUCGUCCAGAUUCUAUUAACAAAACUAAGGGACCACAAAAUUGCAUACAACCGCCGCUACUACCACCAUUUCGGUAGUUAGACUAAAAUUACUGCUCUUGAGUGAAUGAUUUUUUUUUCUUACUUAGUCGUUAGUGAACUGAAAACAGUGGAAAAUCACUUUGUAAUUUUAUAUAUUAAAUGGAAUUGAUGUUUUUGAACUCUGCAGUAACGCUUAAUUGGUUUUCAUGUAAAUUUUAUUUAAAAGACACUUUUUUUUGUAAUUCAUUCGUCUGAGAAUUUUAAGAAAAAUGUUACUAGAUU